CACUGGACGGCCGUCAUGCCACUCACACGCGGCAGCGCCACGUCACUUCUCUGCUACCGGCUCUACACCGUCGGCGUUAUAGUCCUGAACUUGUCAUUUUUCGCAUCCACGGUCAUAGUCUUGUACAGCGAGGGCACAGCAGACCUGGACGUUUUCACUCUGACGCUCAGCGUCGCAGACACAAACGGCACCUGGCUCUUCCGCAUGGCGCACACCUUUGUGUGCGAGCGUGCCUUCCAUAAGCUCUCUCAUCAGGUGGGUGAUGACUUCGCUGAGUUCCUGACUUGGGACGACAUUCCGAUGCUACGCGCGCAGUGUCGCGUUAUGCGUCGAUUCACGCUGACCUACAUCUGGUUCGGCAUUAUUGCCUGCGCCUACUACCUGGUCUCGCCCGUGAGCGCUGAGGGCCUGCCCUUCAUACUCGCUUUGCCCAUUGAUGCGAUGCAGCCGGUCGGCUUUGCCGUCACGUGGCUCUACUGCACCGUGGUGACCCUCCAUGCUGUGGUGAUGACCAUGGUGCUCGACUCCUUCAAUGUCAGCCUCAUCUCGCAGCUACGUGUACAGCUCACACUGCUCAACAAGAAAAUUGUCAGUCUCGCCAGAGAGAUGUCGGAGAGAACAGAUAACUCUUCAGAAACGACUGACCAUGCUGAACUUCAUUAUCGACUGCAGAAGUGUAUCCUCCAUCACCAAGCAAUUAUUAAGAACGCAGACUUGUUGGAGAGCAGCCUGGCAGGGAUGCUACUGGCGCAGAGCAUGUCUAUCGGCGCCUCCACUUGCUUCCAGAUGUUCCAACUUGCUACGCGAACAAACGGUAUGCAACAGACUGGGAAAUCCGGCAGCUACUUGAUUGCAAUGCUUGCGGAGCUCUUUGUGUACUGCUACUUUGGAGAUGAUCUCAUUAAUGAAAGCGAGAACGUGGCGCUGGCAGCUUACGACGCUGUGACGUCACUGCAGGAGUGUCCCCUGUCCAUCAAACGUUCGCUGCUGCUCCUGAUGCACCGCGCGCAGCGCCCGCUGCGCAUCACCGCCGGGGGGUUUUUCCCACUUUCCAGGGAGUCCUUUGUCUCGGUCGUCAACGUGUCGUACUCAUUCUUCGCCAUUCUACGGAAUUUCAAGAAUGAAGGGGAGUAG
Messenger RNA from Schistocerca gregaria, 1134 nucleotides. RefSeq names its product odorant receptor Or2-like. The record is from RefSeq and is a predicted model, not a curated record. Gene Ontology annotation, cellular component: plasma membrane. The transcript has 6 exons. Gene Ontology annotation, biological process: sensory perception of smell; detection of chemical stimulus involved in sensory perception of smell. NCBI's taxonomy places the organism in Eukaryota, Metazoa, Arthropoda, Insecta, Orthoptera, Acrididae. Bases 16 to 1134 code for a protein of 372 amino acids. Gene Ontology annotation, molecular function: odorant binding; olfactory receptor activity.